Messenger RNA from Anolis carolinensis (green anole), 773 nucleotides. RefSeq names its product MORN repeat containing 5 (gene morn5). The record is from RefSeq and is a predicted model, not a curated record. NCBI's taxonomy places the organism in Eukaryota, Metazoa, Chordata, Lepidosauria, Squamata, Anolidae. Bases 102 to 677 code for a protein of 191 amino acids. The transcript is spliced from 5 exons.
UGAGCGGGCGGCCUGUCACUCACCCUCUUGGCCCCGCCUUCCGCUUCCUCCUUCCUCCCUGUUGCUAUGGUGAUGAGGCCUACUCACCACCGGCGACCACCAUGGAGUACACGGGCAGCGCCUACAAGGGGGACCGCGUGAACGGCAGGUUGGAGGGCACCGGAACCUACACCCUCCCGACCGAAACCAAAUACGUGGGUGAGAUGAAAGACGGGAUGUUCCACGGCCAAGGGACGUUGUUCUUCCCCAGCGGAAGCAAAUACGAAGGGACCUGGGACAAAGGGAUCAACAUAGAGGGGAAAUACACCUUUGCCGAUGGGCUGGAGUAUCAAGACCAGAAGUGGCAUUACUGCGACGGCUUCGACAGGAGGUUUUACACCGAAAUCUGUUCAGGCUUGAAGCCGGCAGGCAUUUCCCAGCUCACGAACCUGGACCCUCCUCGGGUCAUCCCCAAGGGCUGCUACGACUGUGGCGACGGCUUCUACAACCCCAAAACGAGAGUCGUGACCGACUACAAGCACCGCUUCUUGAGAAAUGCAGACGACGACGAGCACGAGUGGAUCGUCCGGACGUGCCGCAAAGGCUGGGACGAGUUCAUCGGCUUCAGGUCGAAGGAGGGAGUGCCGUCGUCGCAGUUUGAGGAAGGCGAGGAGAGGAAGGAAGAGAAGGAGGCCUGAAGCCCUUUCCCGCUUCCCUUCCCUAUAAUUUCUCCAUUAAGGUAGUUUUUGUUACCUUUCGCGCUUUCGCGAGCCAAAUAAAAGCAUCAAGACGCA